AUGUGGUCGACAGCUCCCCUCACGGCAGCCACAUGGCUUGCAUUCGCAACUUCGCUCAGCUCAGCUACACCGCAGUAUGGUGCUCCUCCAAAGAUCCAAUUCAAGCACUGGCCCGAAGAAGCUGCGACAGCUCUCUCCAACAUGAUCACAAAGAACGCGAAUCAGAGCAACUAUGCAGUCUUCGACAUGGACAACACCAGUUAUCGCUAUGAUCUUGAAGAAUCGCUCCUUCCCUUCCUUGAGAACCGUGGCAUCCUGACACGCGACAACCUGGACCCCAGCCUCAAGUUGGUUGACUUCAAGGAUACGGCCAACUUCACCGAAUCGUUGUACAGCUACUACAACCGUCUAUGUGAGAUCGAUGAUUUCAUCUGCUAUCCCUGGGUGGCGCAGGUCUGGUCUGGCUUCACGCUGCGCGAACUUAAGACUUACGUGGAUGAGCUCAUGGCGUACAACUCAACGAUCCCGGCAAAGUACUGGGACGGCGAUGAGGUGACAUCCACCAGCGUUAACCCGCCAAAGGUUUUCCGAGGCCAGGCCGAACUUUACAACGCUCUUAUGGACAACGGCAUCGCCGUCUACGUUAUAAGCGCUGCCCAUGAGGAGCUUGUACGCAUGGUCGCCAGCGACCCGAAGUACGGAUACAACGUCCCACCUCAGAACGUCAUUGGCGUCACCACCGUUUUGAAGAACACUACUUCCGGUGCGCUCACGAACGCACGUAAGCAGAUUGCUGAAGGCACGUACAAUGAGACGGCCAAUCUCGAUCUGGUCGUGACUCCGUACCUCUGGACCCCUGCCACAUGGUUCGCCGGUAAAUGGGCCGCUAUUCUCACUUACAUCGAUCAAUGGAAACGUCCUGUCUUGGCUGGUGGUGACACUCCCGGUAGCGAUUCGUACAUGCAGUUCCACGGCGUAGAUGUAGCGAAGGGAGGUGUGCACCUGUGGAUCAAUCGUCGGGACGCCUACUUCGAGCAAUUGCAGGAGGAAAUUAGGAACAACACCCAGGCGCAGAUUGCUAACGGUAGAGAAGUUACGGCAGACAAGAACUGGGUUGUUGUCACUCCUGAGGAGAUCUUGUAA
Molecule: messenger RNA, 1083 nt
Organism: Alternaria arborescens
Lineage: Eukaryota; Fungi; Ascomycota; Dothideomycetes; Pleosporales; Pleosporaceae
Exons: 1
Coding region: 1-1083 (360 amino acids)
Source: RefSeq, a predicted model, not a curated record